GAGCUCUCCCAACGCUCACCGUGCAUUGUCCUCCGAGCCUGCACCCGCCUUUCCCCACGACUGCCAAUCCUGUAAUAUCGUACCCAGACAAACGGCGCGCAAGAUUUGGACCUGGGCGCAUGGGCAGUUGGGUUCUGUAAUAAGAGUCGCGUUGCAGGUGGAAGGCGCGUCGUGCUUGAGGACCACGCGCAAGCACUCACAACCGCUUAUUAGUGCGCGCGCAUUCAGACAAUAGAGUCGCAUAGCAUCUGGGAAGCUGUCUCCAGGCCCUUCACCUCCCGCUGCUCUCCACCGUCCCACCGUGCAUUCCCACGUCUAGUCUUGAGAACACCGCGCGAUCAUGUUCUUCCUCAAGGAGCUCGAGAAGACGAUCCAGCUGCAUCCGUCGUACUUCGGUCCCCUGAUCCGUUCACACAUACACAAGGAGCUACUGCAGAAAGAGGAGGGUUCGAGCACCGGAAAGUACACCAUCGUGUGCGUCCUGGACUCGUUCGACAUUUCCGAUGGACAAGUGAUGCCUGGGUCCGGCUCUGCCGAGUAUGUCGUCCACUACAAGGCUAUCGUGUGGCGGCCGUACAAGGGAGAGGUGCUGGACGGUAUAGUUACCUCAGUGCUCCGUACCGGCUUCUUUGUCGAGUGCGGCUCCCUACAGGUCUUCGUGGGUCGUAAUAUGAUUCCCUCCGACAUCACAUUCGACGCGAACGCGACACCUCCUCAAUGGACCGACAACAGCGAACAAGUCAUCGAGAAGGGCACUAAUAUUCGCAUCAAGAUCAAGGGUAUCCGAUCUGACAUCGAUAAAAUGUAUGCUGUCGGAACCAUGAAAGAGGAUUACCUUGGCCCAUUGUCGCAAUAGAGUGGCAGCGAUGGGAUAGCGCUUGGCAAGGACGAUAGGCCAAGACGAGGCAGUCAGCAGAAGCCUGGCGCCUCUUUGGCGAAGACGAACAAGGUGACUUUGCCACAGACUGGUACAGAAGAGUCACCGUAUGGCGAGUCGAUAACACCGAGACUGUACAUGUUGUGGGAUUCCCCGGAGAAACACUCUGCUGUAAAAUCAUGUGUAGCUCCAAAUGCUUGCAGGUGCUAGAUGGGAAGUAUGAGCGCGAGGCUGAUUCCAGACUCGUAGCGGCGGAGUUGGGUAAGGGGCUCCUUAGUAUUCAUGCUACCCCGAAAAGGAUUUGAAUAAAACAAUGCGUCUUGAUGUCUUC
Molecule: messenger RNA, 1208 nt
Organism: Dothidotthia symphoricarpi CBS 119687
Lineage: Eukaryota; Fungi; Ascomycota; Dothideomycetes; Pleosporales; Dothidotthiaceae
Product: DNA-directed RNA polymerase II 19 kDa polypeptide
Exons: 4
Coding region: 341-856 (171 amino acids)
Biological process (GO): positive regulation of nuclear-transcribed mRNA poly(A) tail shortening; transcription initiation at RNA polymerase II promoter; DNA-templated transcription
Cellular component (GO): P-body; RNA polymerase II, core complex
Molecular function (GO): translation initiation factor binding; single-stranded DNA binding; single-stranded RNA binding
Source: RefSeq, a predicted model, not a curated record